Gymnogyps californianus (California condor) is the source of this 600-nucleotide messenger RNA. Its product is annotated as histone H3. The transcript has a single exon. NCBI's taxonomy places the organism in Eukaryota, Metazoa, Chordata, Aves, Accipitriformes, Cathartidae. Gene Ontology annotation, cellular component: nucleosome. Gene Ontology annotation, molecular function: protein heterodimerization activity; structural constituent of chromatin; DNA binding. Bases 1 to 411 code for a protein of 136 amino acids. The record is from RefSeq and is a predicted model, not a curated record.
AUGGCGCGCACGAAGCAGACGGCGCGUAAGUCGACGGGCGGGAAGGCGCCCCGCAAGCAGCUGGCCACCAAGGCGGCCCGCAAGAGCGCGCCGGCCACGGGCGGCGUGAAGAAGCCGCACCGCUACCGGCCCGGCACGGUGGCGCUGCGCGAGAUCCGGCGCUACCAGAAGUCGACGGAGCUGCUGAUCCGCAAGCUGCCCUUCCAGCGCCUGGUGCGCGAGAUCGCGCAGGACUUCAAGACCGACCUGCGCUUCCAGAGCUCGGCCGUGAUGGCGCUGCAGGAGGCGAGCGAGGCCUACCUGGUGGGGCUCUUCGAGGACACCAACCUCUGCGCCAUCCACGCCAAGCGCGUCACCAUCAUGCCCAAGGACAUCCAGCUGGCCCGACGCAUCCGCGGCGAGCGCGCCUGAGGCUCCUGCCGUGCCAGCACCAAACCCAAAGGCUCUUUUAAGAGCCACCACGUGGCCACCAGAGAGAGCUGUGUCUCUUGGUUUUUUUGGAGCAGGCGUAGGCAGCGUGUGCCGAGCGCUCUUUUCCGUGCUCAAGGCAGCGCCGAUUCUGGGAUAACUGGGGAGGUUCGGGUCGCAGGCAGUGUGGGA